AUGGGGCUCGAAGAGGACUCCCGUGCCCCGAUUGGUCUGACCUCUCCUCACGGAGUCAGUGCGGGGAACGCAGAUGUCCUUCCCUAUGCUACAGAUGUCUCCGAUGCAGUAGGGUCUGGCACCUUUGCCGCCAAAGCAGGUGUAAGCAAGAGAACCCGAACACAUACGGAUGAGGAGGCUUCCUUGCUGGAGAAGCUGUUGGAGGAAACGGAGGCUGCAGAUGCCAAGGAGUACGUCCCACUUAAAAAGCGCAAAGCAAUACGGGAGCAGCUUCUGAAAAAACAGCUGCAGGCUCUCAACGUACAUUUGGAGACAGAAGAGGCCGGCUUCGUGGAAUCUGAUCAAGAUGGAGAAGCAAAACAGAAAGAAGCCAAGCAGAAGGAGGCAGCCAUGUCAAAAGCCCGUCUUGACUUUAGGAAAACGCUGCUCGCGACGAGCCGCAAGCUGCGGCAGGAAGCAGAAAGGAACAAAAAGGAUGUUGUGCAGGAAAUCGAGGAGGAAGAACAACGCAUUCUGGAACAGGUGUCGAAAUCACUAGGAGCGCCCUUGCAAGGCGUCAGAGAGCGUGCCAAGGGUAUUGUCUAUUCCAAGCGAAUGGCCACUUCAUGGACUAUGCCUGCUAAAUACCGUGAGAUGACAGAGGAAGAGGCGAAAGAGGUCAGGGAGCGCUUCUUCGUUGACGUAAAUGGGACAGAUGUGCCACCGCCUUUCCGCAAUUUCAAGGACAUGUGCUUUCCCCAGCCGAUUCUAGAUGCUUUGAAAAAGAAGAAUAUCACAGCACCCACCCAGAUUCAGAUGCAGGGCAUCCCUGCACUGCUACAAGGCCGGGAUUUGAUUGGUAUCGCCUUUACUGGCAGUGGGAAGACCCUCGUGUUCACUCUGCCUAUGAUUAUGGGGGCUCUAGAAUCAGAAAUGCGCUCCCCUUACAUCCCUGGAGAGGGCCCUUGGGGACUGGUGGUUUGCCCUUCGCGGGAGCUAGCGAGCCAGACCACUGAUGUGGUUAACUUUUUUGCGACUGCUCUUCACGAAGGUGGAUAUCCGCAGCUACGCUGUCUGUGUAUGAUUGGAGGAGUUAGUACACAAGAGCAGGCUGCAUAUAUACGUAACGGAGUGCAUUGUGUGGUUGCAACUCCUGGACGGUUAACGGAUAUGCUCAAUAAGAGGCGUAUGGGGCUUAACCAGUGCCGCUAUCUGGCAUUCGAUGAAGCAGACAGAAUGGUGGAUAUGGGUUUUGAAGAGGAGGUCAGAAAUGUGCUGGAUUGCUUUGGCCACCAACGACAGACUCUUUUAUUCUCUGCUACCAUGCCUCGAAAGAUUCAGGAGUUCGCGAAGUCUGCGCUAGUCGACCCCAUAGUUGUCAACGUCGGCAGAGCAGGCGCUGCAAACUUGGAUGUUAUUCAAGAAGUAGAGUAUGUUAAGCAAGAAAAUAAGCUUCCGUACCUCCUGCAUUGUCUGCAAAAGACAGAGCCUCCAGCUUUGGUAUUCUGCGAGAAUAAGAAGGAUGUGGAUGAUAUCCAGGAAUACCUGCUAUUAAAGGGUGUCGAAGCCGUUGCGAUUCAUGGAGGUCUUGCCCAAGAAGAACGUAGCGAAGCUGUUCGCCUUUUCAAGGAGGGGCGAAAGGACGUGCUAGUGGGAACAGACGUGGCCUCAAAAGGGCUCGACUUUCCAGCGAUCCAGCACGUAAUUAACUUCGACAUGCCCAAGGAAAUCGAAAACUACGUUCACAGGAUUGGGCGCACUGGUCGAUGUGGGCGCACGGGUGUGGCAACAACCUUUAUAAACAAAAACUCUGAAGAAACAGUUCUUCUGGAUCUCAAGGCGCUUUUGAUCGAGGCAGGCCAGAGGAUCCCUCCAUUCCUCGAUGCUUUGGACAGCAGAGGGUUGAACCUUAAGGAAAUUGGAGGUGUGAGAGGAUGCGCGUAUUGCGGGGGCUUGGGUCAUCGAAUUGGGCAGUGCCCCAAACUGGAAAGCCAGAAGCGACAGACUCAGGGCUCUACGGGCAAGGACUAUUUGACGUCAGGAUCGCGUUAUGGUGGCACUGGAAAAUAUGGUGGCGAGUGGUGA
Messenger RNA from Eimeria maxima, 2064 nucleotides. Its product is annotated as DEAD/DEAH box helicase, putative. The transcript has 10 exons. Gene Ontology annotation, biological process: mRNA splicing, via spliceosome. The coding region runs from base 1 to 2064 and encodes 687 amino acids. NCBI's taxonomy places the organism in Eukaryota, Apicomplexa, Conoidasida, Eucoccidiorida, Eimeriidae. Gene Ontology annotation, molecular function: ATP binding; RNA helicase activity; RNA binding. The record is from RefSeq and is a predicted model, not a curated record. Gene Ontology annotation, cellular component: spliceosomal complex.